Phoenix dactylifera (date palm) is the source of this 2166-nucleotide messenger RNA. It is a transcript of the gene ROPGEF14, whose product is annotated as RHO guanyl-nucleotide exchange factor 14. Lineage: Eukaryota; Viridiplantae; Streptophyta; Magnoliopsida; Arecales; Arecaceae. The record is from RefSeq and is a predicted model, not a curated record. Gene Ontology annotation, molecular function: guanyl-nucleotide exchange factor activity.
UUUGUAACUUGUAAGAGCCGCGGAUUGAAAUUUCUGGGACGAUCGCACGGGAGCUGCCGGUGGCGGUGGUGGGGCUCUAUUUCUCCGACCCGCCUGGCCCGACCCCAAAUCCGAUCCCUUUGCCGCUACUCGACACUCUUCUUCUCUCUGCUUACUCUCUCGAUCAUCUCUCUCUCCUCGAAACUAUCAGAUCUUAUCGCCAUUAGAGAUCUUGCGAGCAUCGCACAAGUGCUUCUGGUCCCAAAAUAAGGGGAUUGGGUUCGGGUGAAUUGAGACCGUGAUCAAAGCAUUCAAUCAAUCAUGAGGAGAUUAGUCUGCUGUCGCCGCCGAACCAAAGACUUCAGCAUGGACUUCGCCGGGCAAGACCGGGUGAUGACUUAUAGAGGCCUCGAGAGCUGCAUCAUCCACAACAGUUUCUCCUAUGAUAAUGAGAGUGGCAGCAGCGGCAUGGUUGGAACUGAUGCCUGUGCUACCACUAACUCCCUUGAUGAUGAUGUCUCAAGCUGCUCUUCGAGCAAAGAUGCCGUGGGUUCCUCCUUCUCCUCUCAUUGCCUGAUGUCAAGUAAGCAGGAGGAGGAGCAAGCUCUUGAUGAAUGGGACACCUUCCGUAGUCUCCACCAUUUUGGUGUCAAAGGAAAGGCACUGGUUACUUACAGUAUGGAUGUUUCAGAUGUCGAGGCUAUGAAGGAGAGGUUUGCGAAGCUGUUGCUUGGUGAAGAUAUGUCAGGAGGGGCCAAAGGGAUCAGCACUGCUCUCUCAUUGUCUAAUGCCAUAGCAAAUCUCUCAGCAUCAGUUUUUGGGGAAUUGUGGAAGUUGGAACCUUUAUCUGAAGAAAGAAAAAGCAGGUGGCGUAGGGAAAUGGACUGGUUGCUAUCUCCUACCAACUACAUGGUUGAGCUGGUUCCUGCAAAGCAAAAUGGAGCAAAUGGCCGGAUGUUAGAGAUAAUGACCCCUAAAGCCCGUUCAGAUGUUUGCAUGAAUCUUCCUGCCCUUCAAAAGCUAGAUUCUAUGCUUAUUGACGUAUUAGAUUCAAUGGUGGAAAUGGAGUUUUGGUAUGCUGAAGAUGGUAGCAGAGCUGAAGGUCAGAGCCAAAGUGGUGGCAUUAGGCAGAGCAAGAAAUGGUGGCUCCCAUCUCCUCGGGUUCCCGACAGUGGACUCUCCCCUUCUCAAAGAAAAAGGCUUGGUUUCCAGGGGAAGUUUGUUCAUCAAAUCCUCAAGGCUGCCAAAUCCAUCAAUGAACAGGUGCUGCACCAGAUGCCCAUUCCAGAUGCUAUCAAGGACGCCCUUCCAAAGACAGGGAAAGCUAGCUUGGGUGAAGAUAUCUACCAAGCUAUAGCUGUGGAAUCAAUUUCAGCUGAGGAAGUCCUGCUUUCUCUUAAUUUGAAAAGUGAACACAAAGUCCUUGAGACUGUGAACCGAUUAGAGGGUGCAGUCUUUGCCUGGAAGCAGAGAAUGUCUGAAGAAGCAGGCAAGAGAUCACCAAUGCGGUACCCAUGGUACUUUGUGAGGGAUAAGGGGUCGGAACUUGAAAAGGUGGCAGUGUGUUUAGAAAGAGCUGAAGCACUCCUGCAACUUCUGAAGAUCAGAUUUUUAAACCUUCCUCGUUCCUUUAUUGAUGUCAACAAGGUCCAAUACAACAAGGAUGUUGGGCAUUCCAUUGUUGAAGCUUACUCCAGGGUUCUGGUGGGCCUGGCAUUCAGUAUACUCUCAAGAAUAGGAGAUAUCUUGCAAGAGGAUGACUUGAAGAAGCCCGCUACUCCCAUUGCCACUCUCAAAUUUGACUUCAGUUCUGAUGUAUAUCUUGCUGGGAUCACUGAAACACCGCCAGGUCAUAUUAAGCGCUGUCUUGUUGACCAGAUGAACAUGGCAGAUGGGCGCUAUAUCAAAGACAAUGCAAGUAAGGCCGUGGAGGAACCCUUGUAACAAGGGAAAAACACUAAUGGUGGUCACAGCCAGUCCCUUUUGAAGCAGAGCUUGGUGCUAUGGAAGGGAACUCUGUGCAAGCACCCCUCCUUCAAGCUCUUCUUGAGCAGGGAAACGGCCUUGCAGUUAACAGAGUUUUGAGGCAAUCACUGUACAGGAAGAGAAUUUUAGUCAUUGCACUCUAUGUAGAAUGAUGGCUUAUUCGCUUUUUGAAAAAUAUGUAUUGCAGUCAAUUUUAAUCAA